Molecule: messenger RNA, 4601 nt
Organism: Trichogramma pretiosum
Lineage: Eukaryota; Metazoa; Arthropoda; Insecta; Hymenoptera; Trichogrammatidae
Gene: Ube4B
Product: ubiquitin conjugation factor E4 B
Exons: 11
Coding region: 476-3871 (1131 amino acids)
Biological process (GO): protein polyubiquitination
Cellular component (GO): nucleus; ubiquitin ligase complex; cytoplasm
Molecular function (GO): ubiquitin-ubiquitin ligase activity
Source: RefSeq, a predicted model, not a curated record
UACUUCGCUCAGUGUUAGUCAGACAGCGCUACUGGCAGCUAUAAGCCUGUGUGUGUGCGUGCGUUCGUUAGCUACUGCUUGCAGGCCUCGACUGCUUGCUCUCGAGAGAACAACUGCUGCUGUGCGGGUCCUCGGCUCUCUCGUUCAACGACGACCGAAGUUAUUGCUGCCACUGCCUCUCACCCGAAACACAGGCGCUGCUCGGCACAAGCUGAAGCAGAGAGUGAGUGAGUCUUAUCCAGAGGAUACACAAGGGGGUGAAGCCCGAGGCAGACAGACGGCACAGAGAAAGGCUCUACUCGCUACACGUCGAACUAAGGAGGAAAGCAGCCAAAAAAAAAAGGACGCGACUGCACGACGCUGUUGCAGAGGCCUAUACGCAAGAAAAACCAUUCGAGUCCCCCCCCGAGACAGGAAUCGAGAGAGGACCGAGUGCAAUUGUUAUUAAAGAUAUCAGCAUCAACAGCCAUCCAUAAUGAGCGAGCUAACUCCCGAAGAGAUGAGGCGAAGGCGCUUGGCACGUUUAGGAGGCCUCAACAGUUCUUCCACUUCAUCUGAAAAUGGAGACCAGGCACUGAGCAGUCCUGACGUACCUAUGCCAGAUGCUCCAGAUGCUAUUGUUUCACCAACAAAAGAUGUUGAGAUGCCACAGAUGCCACCUCCCAUUUCACAAGAUUCGGAAAUAACAGAAAAACCCAUGCAGGUAGAUGAAUGUUCGAAGAAGCAAAUGAAUUCAUCUGGGGUUGAUGUUGACUCGGGAAUAGAAAAUAUGGAAGUAGACGAUUCUGAUAAAAAAGAAAUGACUCCAAGAUCAAGGACUACAAGUACUGGUGAAAUGACAGUAGAGCAAUUACAUUCUGUAAUAUCAAGAGUUUUGUGUGUGUCUUGGAAAGGCACUACAGAGGGCACAAUUUACCUGCCUGAGACAGCUAAUGCAAUUUCAAGUUGUAGCAAAGAACAAAUUCCUGUAGAUCUAUCCGAUAUUGUAAGCCAAGCUAUAAUAGAGGUGUUUCAUAAAUUUGCUUCUGGGGAAGAUCCACUCAAAGACAUAGCAGUAGAUGCUAUGCUUGAUUGUAAAGAGAGUCCAACUAGCCCAUUGAUCAGUCCAGGAUCAUUUGACCCUUUUAAUUCAAGCAAUGAUGAAGCAAAAGAUAGUCAAAAUGAAGAUAAUAAAAAGCAGCUUUCACCUCCAAAAAUUUUAGUGUAUCUCUUAGAGUCAUAUGCAAGAGUGCAUACAGAAGAGAGAAAUAAUGCUAAGCGUGCUAGUGUACCACCUUUAUCAGAUUUAUUAUCAACGAUACGCGCACAAUGUGUUCAAUAUGCAAGUCUUGUUAUUCAAGGCUAUGUGCCAAUUACUGAAAACAAAGACAAAGAUUUGCCACCAUUUUAUUCACCAUUACUUCCAUUUGUUCUAAAUCAAACAUUACCAAGGGGAUUCUUGCAUCAACUGGUCAACAGCACUUAUUUGGAUGAAGAAGAAUUUAAAAAUAUCUUCAAUCCUUUACUACAAAGUCUGUUUCUCACAAUGCAGCAGGGUAGUUUAGUCCAACCAACUCAUAGAUUUCCCAUUCGGGCAUUAGAUGAAUUAAUUGAGAUUAAAUGUGGACCAUCAAACGUUAGACCAUUAUGUAAAUUAAUUAUCGAACAAAAACAAUUUUCACCAGUAUUGGUAACCCCAGCAAAAGGUCGUGAAGUAGCUAGAACUUCAUUCCUUGGACCAUUUUUGUCUAUAUCAACUUUUGCUGAAGACCAACCCAAAGUGGCAGAGAAGUUUUUCGGUACCGGCUCUAAUGACAAAUCUAUGAUACAAUUAAUUCAAAAAGAGUUAGAAAGUACAAGAUUGUCUUUACACAAAAUUAUUCACGCCCUUCUCGCUACUACGUCAUGCAGAGAUCAAGUUCUGGAAUAUCUUGCAUCGUUGCUUUCAUUGAACGAAAAACGAUCACAAAUUCAAACAGAAGAACACCUUUUAGCUGGUGACGGAUUUUGUCUAAAUAUUCUAUCAGUAAUGCAAAUCCUGUCACAAAAAAUAAAACUCGACACAGUCGAUACCAUGUAUAUUUUCAACCCGAAAAAUUUGUUGUCGCUUAAACGAGACAUCACUAGAUUGAAAACCUCUGCUGACGAAGCAGAAGAAUGGAUUGCGAAGAAAAUUAAUGAUGGCUAUCAGUGGCCUACUGCGAAAUUUCCUACACAGUGUUGGUUCUUAACUCUACAUUUCCAUCAUAUCGCAUUAAUUCCAGCUUUCCAUAAGUACACUAAAAAACAGCGUACCAUGCGCGAUCUUCAAAAAUUAGUGGAAGAGCUCACGUCCACCGAGUCUUCGUGGAAAAACACUCGUCUGGAAGAAACUAACAAAGCGUUGAUGAGGCGUUGGAAAAGUCAAAUUAAACGCCUACGUAAAUCCAAAGCUUGUGCCGAUGCAGGAUUAAUCGAUCCUCAAUUGAUCAAGCGCUCUUUGAUAUUCUAUACUACUGUCGCCGAGGUCUUGCUUAGAGCAUUAACCGGUGUUGAUAACGUGCAUGAUUUGGCUUACAAUAGUAAUCUUAGCAACAUUCUAAACUGCCGUACGGAAGCGCCAAAAGAAUUCACUGCCUUGCCUGAAUGGUACAUCGAGGACAUUGCCGAAUUUUUACUGUUUUCUUUGCAACAUGCAACAACCACAUUAGUCACUUAUACCGAUACUGUUAUGAUCACUUGGUUACUCGUUACGAUCUGUGCCCAAGACUAUAUACGUAAUCCUUACUUGAUUGCCAAAUUAAUUGAAGUGUUAUUCAUGAUUGUCGGAAGCGUUAAUGGCCGAACAGACACUUUGCAAAAACAAAUAAUGAGUCAUCCAUUGUCGAGUAUGAUACUUGCACCGAACUUGAUGAAGUUUUACACGGAUGUCGAGACGACUGGAGCGUCAUCUGAAUUCUAUGACAAGUUCUUUAUUCGCUAUCAUAUUUCGCUCAUCUUGAAAGGCAUGUGGGACAGUCCUGUUCAUCAAACGUCGAUUAUUCGCGAAAGCUCGAAUGGAAAACAAUUUGUGAAAUUCAUAAACAUGCUAAUGAACGACACAACAUUUUUGCUAGACGAGUCUUUGGAAUCUCUGAAGCGUAUACAUGAAGUUCAGGAGCUCAUGUCUGAUCAGCAUGCAGCUUGGAAUGCCCUUUCUCAAGAACAGCAGCAGUCUCGCACUCGACAAUUGGCCACUGACGAAAGACAAGCUAGAUCUUAUCUAACUUUGGCUAAAGAAACUGUUACGAUGUUCCAUUACCUGACGAUACAAAUUACCGAGCCUUUCUUAAGACCUGAAUUAGCUGGACGGCUCAGCGCUAUGCUUAAUUUCAAUCUAAAACAAUUGUGCGGAUCAAAAUGUAAAAAUUUGAAAGUCAAAGACCCACAAAAGUAUGGAUGGGAACCAAGAGUUCUUCUUGGACAUAUUGUUGAUAUAUAUUUACAUUUAGAUUGUGAAAAAUUCGCUGGUGCUUUAGCAAGUGAUGAGAGAUCUUUUUCACAAGAACUGUUUAAAGAAGCAGCAAGCAAGCUCGAGCGCUCAGGCAUAAAGUCCAUGACUGAAAUUGAACGCUUUAAAGCUUUAGGAGAGAAAGCUUACAAAAUACAGUGUGAAAAUAGAGCAAAGGAAGAAGAUUACAAUGACGCACCAGAUGAGUUCAAAGAUCCAUUAAUGGGUACACUUAUGGAGGAGCCAGUAAAACUGCCAUCUGGUAUCAUAAUGGAUAAAGACGUUAUCAUACGACAUCUAUUGAACAGUGCAACGGAUCCCUUCAGUCGGCAACCUCUCAGUGAAGACAUGCUUCAACCUGAAACUGAUCUCAAACAAAGAAUAUCUGAUUGGAAACAACAAAAGAGUACAUCUAAUGCAUAAAAAUUAUAAAUUUAAAAAAUUCAAGACUGGACCGAAUUCAUAAUAUAUAUUCGAUAAUACUUGACAGUGGCGAAACAGAUUUAAAAAGCAAUGGUGACUACAGUGCAUUUUUUAAUUUUCUUUAAAAAAUUUAACUAAUCAUAACAAGAAGAGCUAAAUUAAAAUUUAGUGCGUGAUCUCUCGUGGUAGUGCUUGUUUAUAAUUUAAAAAUUAAUUUCAUAAACAUGGUGAAAAAGUUUUAAGCCAAUUAGAGCUAUCGAGCUGCCAAUAUUAUUUGAAUUGAAUAUACAUAUAGUUAUAUUAGAUUUAUGUAAAUAUUAAGAUUUUAGGAUAAUAUUGUGUACAAGAAUAUAACAAAUAUAUUUGUGUAGCUACGGUUCAAACCAUUUUUAAGGAUAUUUGGAGAAAAAAAUUAUGAAAAGUUGUAAAAAGUACAGAUAAAUAAUUAUAUGUAUGUUUUGGGUACCUAAAAAUUAUUGUACAUUUUUCAUGUUAUUGGAUAAAUGGUGAAGAAUAUGUUCAAGUAUAAUUCUCCUCAAGCUGUAAAAAAUUCAAAGUAUGAAUUGGUUAGUUAUUAAAAAUUUGGUAUGAUUGAGGUAAUUUUUUGAUGAUUGUGACAGAAUUAUUUGGAAUUGUUUUGAUACUAUAAAAAAUUAAGAAUAGGUAGGAAGAUAACAAUUGCACAUUUUUAAUCACUAAAAAUUAAUACAGUAAAACUUUAUAAAAAUUA